This is a messenger RNA of Camelina sativa (false flax), 941 nucleotides long. The record is from RefSeq and is a predicted model, not a curated record. NCBI's taxonomy places the organism in Eukaryota, Viridiplantae, Streptophyta, Magnoliopsida, Brassicales, Brassicaceae.
AUAGCAUUGAAACUGAUCUAAAAACCAUUGGAAGAGUCAAAGAGUUACUUCAGUUUGGAGGGUUUCAAGACUGUGAUUUUCUGCAGAGGACAUUGGCUAAUGAAUUCCAACACAUGGAGUAUAGCUUCAAGACGGCUCUUCUAAUGCCCUUUACAACCAUAUCAAGAAAGAUAUCAUGUAUGAAGUUAUUGCCACUUUGUCCUCUUCAGUUGUCAACAACGCAAACGCCUACACCAAUUCCCAUGUCUCUUACCUUCUAUAAGAAUGAACUUUCUGAUGACACGCCUUCCCAAAGUGGGUACACAGAUUACAUAUCUUUUCAAAUCCCUAAUGAAACCUUCCCGGACAUUCCGAACUGUAUUGGUAUAGCUAAGGGUUUUAAGCAGAACUCCAACAAUGAGAAAAAUGGCUAUACCUCUCUGGAAGCCGUUUUGUUAUCUGUACCUAAUGGCUACAAUUGUGUUGACUUGUCUCUCUACAAGGAUAAAGAACUGGUUUUACUAUUGAAUAAGACAAGUACAAACUCUGAAGGCUCGGGAGAAGCAUGCAUGAUGGUUGUACAAACUGGUGACCUUCCAUUCGUUUCCAUUUCAAGAUCUAGUUGUCUAAACCAGUGGGAGCUAGACGAUUUGAAGGAGUCAAUUGUUAACCUGGAAUUGGAGAAUGAAAAGGUUCGCAAAGUACCACAUUCUGCCAUUGCUCCUCUAGCAGUAAGCGCUUCAAGAGGAGUGGCUUGUGUAUUUGCUGAAAGAAGACGUGCUCUGGUGUACAUAUUGGAAGAAGAUGAAGACGAAGAAAUCACCGAGGACAAGUAAAAAUCUCAUCUGACGUCCUUAUUUGAUUACUCUUAAGUUAUGAAAGACAAACGUCACUUUCUAAAAUAUGUAAAACGGUGUCGUUUGCUACUUUACGACUUUUGUUAACAAAUUCACACUUCACCA